AUGGGGAAGCUGAUCAAGUUUGGGGGAAAGGAAAAGAGGUUAUCUCGAAGGAAGAGACUCCAAUGGAAUAGAGUCCUCUUCCUUUUGGGCAUGGUGCUCAUUGGUUCUACUUACCAGCUUUUGAAGACCCACCAGGCCCUGCCUACACUAUGGACAACUAUGCAUUCCCAGCACCCUCUGAAAAUGGCCAGCCGGGACCUUCCUGACAGUGAAAUGGUAACUUUGAAUGGUGAUCAUCAGGAAUCCAGUCUGGAAAUGGAAGGCAGUACACUGGAUCCAGAGGACAGGGACAAGUUAACACCUUCAGCACUUGUGGUAAAGAAAAACCUAAAUAUGCCUGGAAGAAUAGUGAAUAACUAUACCCCAGUGACCCCAGUGACACCUAGAAGAAAGAAGAAAAAUUAUACCUUAACAACAGGCAAGCAAAUAGUGAAGAACUAUACUCCAACUACAUUUAGUAGAAAUGUUCAGGAUCCUACCUCAACUACACCUAAAAGAAUAGAGAGCUACAUGAUUAUCCCCAAUUCAACAGCAAAAAUUAAUGACAUGAUGAAAACUCUGAAAACAGUGGACAAGAAGUUUCUGACUAUUCCCAAAAGAACAGAGGAGAAUACCCUGAGAACCCCCCAAGGAAUAAUUGAAAAUACCCCAACUAUUUUAAAAAGAAUAAUAGAGAAGACUGUGUCACCUCUCCCAACAAAAGUAGCAAAACUCCCCACUCCAACUAUCAUUAAAAGAAUAACAGAGAAUACCCCAGGUGCCUCCAAGAAAAUAGUGGAGAAGAAAACUCCAACUACUCCCAAAAGGCUACUGGAGAACACCUCAACUGUCCAUAAAAGAGCUGUGGAAAAGAAUUCUCUAACUACUACAAAUGGACUUUUUGAGAAAAACACCCCAACUACUCCCAAGAGAGCAGAGGAGGACACUCUAACUAUCCCAAAUGGAUUGGUGGAGGAUACCCCAACUACACCCAAGGGAGCAGAGGAAAAAAACACCCCAACUACACUCAAAAGAGUAGAGGAAAAAAUGUCAAUUACCCCCAAGAGAGUAGUAGAGAAGAAAAACUCAAAUAUUUCUAAGAGAAGAGGAGUAGAAAAUGCCCAGACUGUUCACCAAACAAUGAUGAAGACAAGCACUAUGGUACCCAGAACAACAGUGGAGAACAAUGCUGCUCCUGGAUUUCAUGUUGUGAGUACCCCAACCAAAGCUAGAGAACUGACAUCAAAAACCUCCUCAACCAAGGGGAUGAUAAAGAGAACCUCGACAGCCAUUCCCAACAUAGGAGUACAUAAUAUGACAUCAUCUACCAUGGACGUCAAUACCUUUACUAACCAGAUCCGGCACUGUGUAUUUGUAGAACCUAUCUCAACAGUUUCAGCCAACCUCUCUCCUUCUACAGGCUUGACCCCUUUCCUUGAUGAGACUAGCCAUAGCUCCCCUUCCCCAACCCCUAACCUAUUGGACUUUCAUUCCAUGGCAGACUACCCUCCAGACCUAUUCAGUGUGGAACAGCGGAGGCAAGGCUGGGUGAUCCUACACAUCUUUGGAAUGAUAUAUGUGUUUGUGGCCUUGGCCAUCGUGUGUGAUGAAUAUUUUGUCCCAGCCUUAGGGGCCAUCACCAAUAAGCUACAGAUCUCUGAGGAUGUGGCUGGAGCCACCUUCAUGGCAGCUGGGGGCUCUGCUCCUGAGCUAUUCACCUCACUAAUUGGUGUUUUUAUCUCUCACAGCAAUGUGGGCAUUGGCACAAUAGUAGGCUCUGCUGUGUUCAACAUCCUCUUCGUCAUUGGCACUUGUGCCCUAUUCUCCAGAGAGAUUCUCAACCUUACCUGGUGGCCCCUGUUCCGCGAUGUCUCCUUCUAUAUCUUUGAUCUCAUGAUUCUCAUCAUCUUCUUCUUGGAUAGUCUGAUCAACUGGUGGGAGAGCUUACUGCUCCUCAUGGCCUAUGCCUUCUAUGUCUUCACCAUGAAGUGGAACCGACAACUUGAAGGCUGGGUCAAAGAACAGCUCAACAAGAGGACAAUAGCCAAGAUUAUGGUUGGGACAGGCCUCAGCAAGACCAGUAAUGGAGACAUCACUGCGGAUGCUGUGGAAGAUAGUAAGAAAAUGAAGCUCCCGUCUAUUCUGAUCCGAGGAAGCAAUGCAGCAUCUCUACACAACAGCACCAUUCGCAGCACCAUCUACCAGCUCAUGCUGCACACCCUGGACCCCCUAAGGGAAGGUCUUUUGCAGAGGAGUGCUUGUGGGUUUGCUGCCAGCCAGAUGCUUACUUUACUUUGGGGCUUCUUUGAAACUGGAUUCCUAAUGUCUGCAGCUGGUAUUCAGGGGACAUCUGGGGAAGGAGGUAUUCGGGCCCCAUGGUUGAGCCGCAGAAUCUUAAAAUUGUUGUCAGUAGCCCUCAGUCUGCCCUGGGGUUGCCCAAACUAUACCCAUUCUUUCAGCUGCUCUGCACCAUACAAACCUAUGUCCUUUCCCAUUUUGUCCUUUAAAGUAGAAGAACCUGCAGAGCCCGAUGAGCUCCCAGCAGUCAAAGUUUCUCCAGCCUCUGCUGUGGACACUGCCAAAGAUCAGGAUGAACCAACCCCUGGUGGUCAGGAGGGCUCAGAUUCUGGAGCAGAUGAUAAAGAUGAAGAUGAAAAUGAAGGUGAAGGUGAUGCUGAGGGUGAAACUAAGGAUUUAGAGGAAGCUGAAAACCAAGCAGUAGAAAAUAGUGAAGGUGAAGCUCAAGGUGAAACCAAAGAUGAAGGUGAACCCAAUGAUGAAGAUGGAACUCAAGGUGACAGUAAUACUGAGGCUGAAACUAAAGGUCUAGAGGAAGUUGGAAGUGAAGCAGUAGAAAAUAUUAAAGAUGAAAUUCAAGGUAAAGGUGAAGGUGAAACUCAAGGCCCAGGUCCAGGUCCAGAGGAAGUUUAUGAGAAGGGUGAAGAAGACCAUGGAGAGGGAAGUACAAAGGAAGGUGCAGAAACAGAUGAAAAAGGUGGAGAAGAUGGAGAAGGUGGAGAAGAUGGAGAAGGUGGAGAAGGUGGAGAAGGUGGAGAAGAUGGAGAAGGUGGAGAAGGUGGAGAAGAUGGAGAAGGUGGAGAAGAUGGAGAAGGUGGAGAAGAUGGAGAAGGUGGAGAAGAUGGAGAAGGUGGAGGAGAUAAAGAAGGUGGAGGAGAUAAAGAAGGUGGAGGAGAUAAAGAAGGUGGAGGAGAUAAAGAAGGUGGAGGAGAUGGAGAAGGUGGAGAAGAUGAUGAUGACAGUGAAGAUGAGGAUGAGGAAGAAGAUGAAGAUGAAGAAAAAGAAGAAGAAGAAGAAGAAGAAAAUAAUGAGGAGCCUUUGUCACUAGAAUGGCCUGAAACAAGGAGUAAACAGGCCAUUUACCUCUUCCUUUUACCCAUUGUGUUCCCCUUAUGGCUAACAGUUCCAGAUGUCAGGAAACCGGAAUCUAGGAAGUUCUUUGUGAUCACAUUUCUGGGUUCCAUCCUGUGGAUAGCCAUGUUCUCAUACCUCAUGGUGUGGUGGGCUCACCAGGUUGGUGAAACAAUUGGGAUUUCUGAAGAAAUUAUGGGCUUGACAAUCCUAGCAGCUGGCACUUCAAUUCCUGACCUCAUUACAAGCGUUAUUGUUGCCAGGAAAGGCCUAGGAGACAUGGCUGUGUCCAGUUCGGUGGGCAGCAAUAUUUUUGACAUCACUGUGGGUUUGCCAGUUCCUUGGUUGCUCUUUUCUGUCUUCAAUGAGCUACAGCCUGUUCCAGUGAGCAGCAAUGGAUUGUUCUGUGCCAUUGUUUUGCUCCUUCUCAUGCUCCUGUUUGUGAUCUCGUCGAUUGCAUUCUGCAAAUGGCGGAUGAACAAAAUCCUAGGGUUUACCAUGUUUCUCCUUUACUUCAUAUUCUUGAUUAUCAGUGUAAUGUUAGAAGAUCGAAUCAUAUCGUGUCCUAUCUCUAUCUGAAUUGGUCUUGAGGCUACUUCUACCAAAUGCAGAACAAAUGGUCACGUGGCAUUCCUCUGUGGAUUUCUGGAUUUCCCAAAGGAUUGAACUUCACCCAUGGGGCUGUUGCUCGACAGGGUGCCAGGGAGUUUGGACAGUAAAUGAUGUCAGGAACCAAAGGACUUGGCUGGCAGAAUAUUCUUCUCAGGGAUUGUCCCAAACACCUCAUACUUACAUAGGCAGCAUACUCACCCCAUAGAGGCAUAAAUGAAAUUGGAAAACUUACUAUUUUUUAAACAAGAGGUGAGCAAAAGGGGCUACUGAAGAUAGCCUUCACUAUCACACUCUUUUCUGGUCAUAUCUGAGGAACCCUUGGAGCCUCCUAAUUUCACAAAUCUUAUUCUUUGGGAUCCAAACCAGAUUGUGCAAACCAGCAGAUGGUUUCCAUAUUGUGUUCUGCUUUCUCCUCUUAACUGUGUGAGUGAGGUGCCCAUUGGGUUCAUAGUCAAGUUAUUUUUAUGAAUUUAGGUAAAGGUCACUAGUAGGAUGAUGAGAAGUAGACACUGCUUAACAGCAUCAAUUCAUCUUAAAUGAGAUUGAUUUUGAGCAUCUGAACAGUCUUGUUUUGCAUGAUAAGGGCAUGUGAGGUGAAGUACCUCCCAGGUAUCAAUAAUUUCUAGCUGAGAAGGGGAAAAGUUUGAGCUCCUAGGAAUAUGCGCACUUUACAAAAGUGGAAGGGGCAGGACUAAUGAAAAGUUCACAUUAGGAUUGAUUGGAGUGAGAUAAAUGUUGGCUAGGAAGAAAAUAAAGUAAGAAAAUGUCUUAGGAAGCGAACCCAACAUAUUUUAUGCAUCCAAAUGAGUGAUGUUCUCUUUGAAGUAAUCACUUGGGAAGCAAUACAUGCAUUCUAAUUGUUGUGUUUUGCUGCAAACAGUUCUGGGAUUCUUCUUUUGGCAUCACCUAGAGCCCCAAUGUAUCCUUUGAAUAUCUUCACUGGUGGCCAGUCUUUGUCCUUUGGGGGUAGAUUUGAUUUUUGGAAACAACCAAUGUAAUUACUUUGGGCGAUCAAAAGGGGAACAUUGUUUUUGUUUUUUUUAAGAACAAAAUAAAAGCAUUCAAGGUGUGAAUAAAAAACUGAGAUGGAUUUUUGGCUUGUACAUUAGCAGCUCUGAAAAGAAACAAAAGGAAUCCCUUAAAAUGCUUUGAAUUAAGGCAGGAUCCUUAGAAUUACUGUAUAAGCUACAACCUCAUUUUAUGGCGAUGGAUUUAUUUGGAUAUAUGUGUUCU
This is a messenger RNA of Monodelphis domestica (gray short-tailed opossum), 5193 nucleotides long. NCBI's taxonomy places the organism in Eukaryota, Metazoa, Chordata, Mammalia, Didelphimorphia, Didelphidae. The record is from RefSeq and is a predicted model, not a curated record.